CACACACACACCAUGUAUUAUCUUGAGUAAGUUAGAGCCGCAUUCAGUCUGCCGAUGAACUGCAGAGAGACAACAUAAUAACGCAGACAAACGAUAGGGCAAUGAGGAAUUUAAAACCAUAUUUCACCUCUUUGCUGAUUCUUACCAUUCAACUGUUUCAACUAUCAAGUUCAUCUGCCGUAAGAACUGGCGUUGAAGAGGUUCAGGAGCUCCUGAACUUGGGUGAUGGCAUCGAUUUCCACGGGGCAUCGCAGUACACAAUCCUCAUGGGAUCUUCAGGCGUCGGCAAAAGCACUUUAGCCAAAUUCCUUAUUCAAGAUCCCACCCUGACGGUGAUUAAAAAGGGUCAGAACUUCCUUUACGCAGAUAACGACAAUACCAUCAGCACCGUCACGCGGAAAUCGAAAACUCUGCUUCCAAAUUACUACAAAGACAAUGAGACAGGUCAGGUGAUUGUUGAUUUGCCGGGAUUCAGCGACACAAGAGAGCCGCAGUACGAAAUUGCCGCAGCCUACUUCAUUAAAACUGUGCUGGAGUCUGCGAAGAGUCUGAAACUUAUUUUGGUUGAGAACAUGUUUAGUUUGACAGAGGGUGAAGAUAGAUACGGACUGAACAGACUUGUUAAACACGUCGCUGAGCUGAUUCCUGAUAUGGCCCAAUUUGAAGGACCUGUCGGCGUGAUUGCCACAAAGGUUAGGCUCAACGGAUUGUCCGACGAAGAAAAUGUGGCAGACAUACUGGAUUUUUUACGUUCUUUUGCUGACGAUGUUGCGAUCGACGACGAUGAUGACAGUGAAAAAGACGAAGCUUCGAAAGCAAUCAGCAGAAGCCAGUAUCAAGUACUGAAAAAGAUGAUUGGGCAAGGAGAUGGUGCCAACUUUGGACUAUUCUACAGGCCAAACAAAGCAGGAAGUCCGUGGGAAUCGUACUUGGGAAACAAAUGCUGGACAUCGCUGAGGCGUCUGAUUUUUGACGAUCUGCCGUUCAGGCAAGUACCAGCGGAGGUCAAAUUUAAAUACUCGCUUUCAGUGGAAGGCCAAGUGUUCGUCAAGGAAAACCUGCUCAACACGACAAAUGAUCGGGUGUAUACUGAAGUGGAGAACAUUUUCAAAUACUUCCAAAGAAACUUGGAGCUCAAGCUUGAUGUUGCGAACACCACCGGUGAAAAAUCUGCUAUUGCAAAGGUCAGUAAUCAAGAAAUCAAAUUGUUUGCAACAAACUUGCGCAAUCUUGGGGAUUUAGUUCCCGACCUCAAGAAGCUUCAGCUUUUGAAGAAUCAAGAUUUUCACAACAUUAGCUACUUGGUACGAAAAGCAGAAUUCUUCCACGGAGUUGUUGAAAAAAAUACGCAUUCGGUUGUUGCAGAAAUCAAGCUUGUUCUAAAGCCGUAUCUAAAAAAGGCUCUGGAUGCCGCAAACUUUUACAGUUUUUUGGCCGAAUUGGAGGUUGAACUGGACACUUACUGGCCACAAUACAACAGAGCAGACCUGAGCAAACCACUGACGCAGACAAACUUUAGGAAAAUCAUUCUAAACGCUGAAAAAUACAAUCUGAAAAUCUCCGACAAAGACUCACUUUACGCCGUGGUUCCCACGAAAGAAAUGAUCGACGACCUGAACAGAAUUUUAAGCAAACACUUGGACUACAAAAUCUACUUCAAGUCAAACGAAUACGACCUGGUGAUCGAAGGGCAGCACAUCCUCAUCAGCGAAAUCAAGAACAAAAUGAAUGCCUCGUCGAGAAACCAGCUGAAAAAUAUUUACAUCUACGGACACAAAAAGAUUUUCGUAGAUGAAAGCUUCACGGUGCAAAAUGCAAACUUGUCCUUCGCGUCUCCAGUGAUCGAAGCGGUGAUCAAGGUGCCUGGAAUUGUUCCUGUUAUCAAAACGAUCGGACUCGACUCCACGGAAGUGAUGCCACAAGCUCCAAGAUGCAAAACACCCGGUUUAUUUGGCCAAAGAGGACAAGCAGGCAAGGCUGGCGGCAAGGCCGGAAAUAUUCUGAUUGCUGCUCUUGAGAUUAAAUCACCAGCGAACAUGGCAAUCGAGAGCAAGGGAGGCAAGGGUGGACCAGGCCAGAGAGGCGGUGACGGAUGCGAUGGGCAAACAAGUCCCAUACCGGAUUAUUCUCCGGCGGCUCGAUUUGGCGAAUUCCACGACGUUUACAACCACUACAGCUCUCGUGGCUACACAGUAACAGUCACCAACGAACGAGCCGUGCAGCUGUCAAACUACAGACAAAAUAUCUACCCUACCCAGGGUGGCACCGGCGGCGAAGGCGGCCCUGGCGGGCAUCCAGGCUCGGUGCUGAUACGGACGAAAGAAACCAUUGACGGACUGAUAAGCCAAAUCCUGUCUUUCGGUGACUCUGGCGAGGGUGGAAUAGGAGGCACGGGGGGCAGGGGCAUGGCGCGGUGCUCAGAAGCGCAUCUUUUCUGCGAGAGGCAUGAGGAAAAGAAGAAGCGAAGUGGAUUCAACUGGGCGCGAUACAACUGUCAGUGGUUCAAAAGGGAGUGCGACAUCAUCGUGACGCACACGUGCAGGUACGUUACCGCAAAAUUGUGCCCUGAGAUGACACCUGCCGCCAGCAAGGGCGAGAAGGGAGGACGCAGCAGUUUGGCCUCAAACAGACCACUGCCCCCGCAGGAAACCGUUGACACGAGCCCACUCAAGGCGGAAGUGGCUGCACUCGCCAGCGUGGUCAACUCUCCUCAAUUGAAGCAACUCGAUACUUUCAUAAAAAGUGUGCUUUAAAAUAAACAAUUAAAGUCCCAUAUUGAAAAUUU
Cloeon dipterum is the source of this 2785-nucleotide messenger RNA. RefSeq lists its product as uncharacterized. Lineage: Eukaryota; Metazoa; Arthropoda; Insecta; Ephemeroptera; Baetidae. Bases 102 to 2753 code for a protein of 883 amino acids. The transcript has 3 exons. The record is from RefSeq and is a predicted model, not a curated record.